Molecule: messenger RNA, 1430 nt
Organism: Anoplophora glabripennis (Asian longhorned beetle)
Lineage: Eukaryota; Metazoa; Arthropoda; Insecta; Coleoptera; Cerambycidae
Product: methylthioribose-1-phosphate isomerase
Exons: 7
Coding region: 122-1189 (355 amino acids)
Molecular function (GO): S-methyl-5-thioribose-1-phosphate isomerase activity
Source: RefSeq, a predicted model, not a curated record
AAGAACGCAAGAAACAACUUAAACAUCCUGUUAAUUUAAUUACGAGUACAAUCUGCGAGUACAUAAGUCUUGAAUUAAUACAUAAUAUAUGCAGACAUAAAAAUAAAAAGUGACGUUGAAGAUGUCUUUGAGGGCAAUAAAAUAUGAAAAUAACUCAUUAGAAAUUUUGGAUCAACUUCUUUUACCGGUUCAGUCUAAAUAUAUUCAAGUUAAAGGUGUUGAAGAUGGUUGGAAGGUCAUUAAUAAGAUGCAGGUUAGAGGAGCACCAGCGAUAGCCAUUGUAGGAUGUCUAAGUUUGGCUGUGGAAUUAAAGGCUGAGAAAUUUGAAUCUAAGAAACAAAUGAGACAAGAAAUCGAAGGAAAAUUAAAUUAUUUGGUUUCCUCGAGACCUACAGCCGUUAAUAUGAAAAUAGCUGCGGAAGAAUUGAUUGACUUAGCUAAUCAAUUGAGUAAAGAUGAGGCUGUUACGCUGGAUGAAAUGAAAUCAAAGUUCCUAAAAACUAUAGAAGAUAUGCUAGCCAAAGACAUAGCUGAUAAUAAAGCGAUCGGGGAUUAUGGUGCUAAAGAAGUUUUAUCUCGAGUUUCUGGGGAUAGUCUUGUUAGAAUUUUAACUCACUGUAACACGGGUUCUUUAGCUACUGCAAACUAUGGAACAGCUUUAGGAGUCAUUCGAACUCUUCAUGGAAUGAAGAGAUUAGAACAUGUUUAUUGCACUGAAACGAGACCAUACAAUCAGGGGGCACGUUUAACUGCUUAUGAACUUGUCCAUGACAAAAUUCCUGCAACGUUAAUUGUGGAUAGUAUGGUAGCUGCAGUUUUGAAGCAUAGGAAUAUUACUGCAGUCGUUGUUGGAGCAGAUAGGAUUGCUGCAAAUGGAGAUACAGCAAACAAAAUCGGAACGUAUCAGAUUGCUGUUCUGGCAAAGCACCAUGGGGUGCCGUUUUAUAUAGCUGCACCAUUUACUUCUGUGGAUUUGUCCAUACCUAGUGGUGAUCAUAUUGUAAUUGAAGAACGUCCGGAUAGGGAGAUGACUCAUGUCGGAGAGCACAGAAUUGCUGCAAAAGGAAUUGCCUGUUGGAAUCCUGCUUUCGAUGUGACUCCUGCAUCGCUUAUAGCUGGCAUCAUUACAGAAAGAGGAGUGUACCGACCCGAACAGUUGAAAGAUCAGUUGGCCGACACUGGUUCCUAAAAAACUGUCAUAGUUCAUUGAAUUUGUCGAAUAAGAAUACCUACCUAUUUUUGGAUGAUUUUACAAAUAAAUUGUGUUGUGAAACUUAAAUUAUUUUACAGUUAUUUUUACAAUAAGUCUAUAACUGUCAAUACUACUGGUACUUAAACACGUUCGCAGGCUAUUAUAUUAAAAUAGUACAAAAUGUACAAUAGGUUUUUUUAUAUGCGUCACAACUUUAUAUACAAAUUUACAUUUUUUC